Molecule: messenger RNA, 2687 nt
Organism: Chelonoidis abingdonii (Abingdon island giant tortoise)
Lineage: Eukaryota; Metazoa; Chordata; Testudines; Testudinidae
Gene: SDC1
Product: syndecan 1
Biological process (GO): cell migration
Cellular component (GO): membrane; cell surface
Source: RefSeq, a predicted model, not a curated record
GAGUGGUGAUAGGUGAAGGUUGUUACAUUGGCUGUAUUAGAAGCCGGAGCUGGGCUAGGUCGGCUCCUUGCAGCUGAGCGAGCACGUGAAGCGGAGAACCCGGGAGCGCCCGCCAAGGAAGGAGGAUGAUAAACGUGUCAGCGGUGUGGUUGUUAGCGCUCUUCUUGCAGGCAGCGUGCUCGCAAACUACAAAUCUAAACCUUCCUCCUGAAGACCUGGACUCAUCUGGUGAUGAUGAGGAUGCUUUCUCUGGCUCUGGCGCUGGUCCUUUGACCGACCAUCCUGUGGUUGCCUUGAAUAUCCCCUUAGAACAUGCAAAUUCAUCAACAAUGUCUACUGGGGCAACUGUUCACCAACCUGCAGUUCAUGGCACUGAAAACCCAGCUGAAAAAGAGACGGUAUCAUCCCCCACCAGUGAUGUGGUGCCAGAUGAGGCUGUCCUUUCAGAUAAGGAUGAAAUUCACAAACUGCGCUCAGCUGCAGAGAAACCUACAACAAAUGAGGCAAUCCUAACAAGUCCAACUACUCACAGUCCUACCGUCAGAGUAACCACUGCACAAGCCUCAGGCACAGUCCAUGUAAUUGAACCUAGUAUCUAUAGCUCUAGUUCAUCUGGUGUCUCCAAAGAAACACUUGAUCCCAACUUCACCACUAUUAGUGAGGAAGAUGUUCAUUCCCCAACUACAACAAUUCUACCCAGGGAUAUAUACCCUAUAGAUGAGAAGGAAAUUCCAUUUCCUGAAGAAAGCUCUGGGGAUCAGGGAGACUUCAUCUUUAGUGAAGAAGGAACAAUCCCAUCAGAGUCUGAACUGGCUGACUCUUCAAGAGAUGCUGAAGCUGCUGGAACUUCCCAGGGGUUAAUGGACAGAAAAGAAGUUCUAGGAGGUGUCAUUGCUGGAGGACUAGUAGGCCUGCUCUUUGCCGUGUUCCUAGUUGGAUUUAUGCUGUACAGAAUGAAGAAAAAAGAUGAAGGCAGCUAUUCAUUGGAUGAACCAAAACAAUCAAAUGGAGGAUACCAAAAACCACAGAAACAAGAAGAAUUCUAUGCAUAAACACUAGUCUUCAGAACAUUCCCCCUCUUUCUUGAACUCUUCUCCUGUCCCUGUGUACAACCUGCUUGUGGUUUUUCUGCAUUAAACCCAAGUCAUACAAUCAUCAGAUAUAACCCCUACCACCUUGCCACUGGAAACUAACUACAAAUUACAUCUGGAUUCCUGGAACCUAGCCAGCUUUCUUGCACAAAUGUAUAUUCUUCUUAAAGAAUGUGGAACUGCAAGCCACUAAACUUGCUUUGGCUUAUCUAACGACUCCUGGGAGGGAAGGAGAUGAGGGAGAGCUGGAAUGUAUGUAUAUAACUGACCUUUAGGAAAACAGCAGGAAUUAACUAGCAAGGCCUAAAUUAUCCAUACUAAAGAUCCUUGUUUAAACUCUCUCAUGACCUCCACUGUGUGUAAAGUAUAUUAGAAAGUCUCUCUUGCAGUUGACGACAAAGAUCAACAGCUGGUACCUAUGGUUCUUGCACUCUUUCUAGUAGCUAUGAUCAUAGCACUUAAUAGUGGCCAGAAGAUGUCAACUGGAAAAAAGGAGUGGAGGGGCAAGGCAAACGAGUAUUUGAUCACUAGGUUUGGGAUUUUUAAGAGUACUAGGAACGAGCUCCUUUACCAGUUGGAUGCAUGUACUGUUAAUUUUAACCUAGAAUUUAAAUUGCAUUUGAGCAUCAUAUCCCCACUCUGCCCCAUUUUGAAGUUAAACCAAGAAAUGACUUUUGGGAAUGAACAACCAUGUCUAAACCAUCCACGUAAGUGCCAAGUCUAAGUCUAGUCUUACUGGUUCACGUGUUCAAGUCUUUGGGAGAGACCUUGCUGUGAUCCAUACCACUGUGGUACUCUGAUGGCCAAGUGGCAUCACAUCUUAGCUAUCUACCUCUCUGCAUUGUCAGUUUGUAGUGGUGACUUUGAACUAGGUCUGCCAUGAGUACUGUACAUGGCAUAUAAGGUACAGAGCAAACUAAGUAUCUCUAGCUUCUUGUACUGCCAAAGACCAGGGAGCAGAGAAGCGCAUUAACUAAACUGAUCCUUUCUUGCAGCUUAAAGUGGUUGUGGUGUGUUUAUAAGCUCACACUAAUCUACUAUAUAAGUGCUUAGCUCUUUAACUUCAGACCCAAUUAUGUCAGAAUAUUAAUGUCUUCAGUUUUAGUGUAGAGGUGGGUGUUAGCAAUGGAUAAUUGUAGUUUCCACAGCAUCACCUGGCUAGCCUAUGGAGCCAAGUCAUUAGGCUGCUUACUGAUUUAGAAUAGGCCUGAACAGGAACACUUCCCAAAAGUCUCUUGUUUGGAUGAAAGUACAGUUGUAUUUGAAAAACCCAUUCACAUAAGUUUUGAUGUAAUAUACUAAGUAGAUGCGUUCAGUUGUAGCUUAUACAGGAUCAUUCACUUCAGUGUCCUACACCACAAAUUUUUUAAGAACUUUGAAGGACAUCUUAAUUUCAACACAGACCUUGCCUCUGCUUUGCCAACUAGCUUGGUUUUUUGGUAGCCUGUUUCAAGUUUGAUAACUUUAUUUUUGCUCAUAGUGAAGGUAUAGAGGAGGGAGAGUGUCUGAUGUAAAUAUUUAUAUUGCCGAGCCAAAGGAAGUGAUCCAAGAACACUUGCUGACAGGCACAUGUUGCAUGUUCAAUUUGGAUUUUUU